Felis catus (domestic cat) is the source of this 3998-nucleotide messenger RNA. It is a transcript of the gene GARIN4, whose product is annotated as family with sequence similarity 71 member A. The record is from RefSeq and is a predicted model, not a curated record. Bases 517 to 2304 code for a protein of 595 amino acids. Lineage: Eukaryota; Metazoa; Chordata; Mammalia; Carnivora; Felidae. Gene Ontology annotation, cellular component: nucleus. The transcript is spliced from 2 exons.
GUGGGGACAGUGGGGGUGUUUGGGGAGGAGGAUGGUGGCCCUGCCCUGAGGGGGCUGCCUGGGGGAUGGAUGACAACAAAGGGGUAUGUGACCGUGACAGGUCACAAAGGGCAGCAGAGCAUAAAUAUGGCUGCGCAGGGGUUAGUUAGGCUGAGUUAGUUCUGUCACUAGGUCUGCAGUUCCCAGCCUCUCAGGGACAUAAAAUUUCAGGGGUGAAGGUGAGGUGGAGGAAUCCACCAUACAUCUCUGCACCCUUGCAGAAUUUCAGCCUGGGGUCCAGGCACCCUACAGCACCCCCUCUGUAAUCCUCUGAGCUCCCACCCUCACUCGUGUCUCUGGGAGGCUCUGAGGCAAAGGGGGGUGGCCCCCGUGGGGUGGGGUGGGGUUGAGACACUGGCCAUAGAGCCACCUGUGUGACACAGGAGCUCGGCUAUAUACCCUCUGCCAGCCAGGCCAAGGGAGAGGAGAUCCAGGGACCCGCCUUGCCCGCACUGCCUCUUGUGAUAGGAGAGAGUCAUGAACCCCGAGUCUCUGCUCCCCUAUCACACAGCCCACAGCCGCUCCGCAGGGGGCAUGUUCAACACGGCCAUGGGGAAACUACAGAGACACCUGCACAAGGGGGAGUAUGACAUCUUCAAGUACGCGCCUAUAUUUGAGAGCGACUUUAUCCAGAUCACCAAAAGGGGAGAAGUAAUCGAUGUGCACAACCGGGUCAGAAUGGUGACCGUGGGCAUCGCGUCCACCAGCCCCAUCCUCCCGCUACCGGACGUCAUGCUGCUGGCCCGACCGGCCACCGGCUGCGAAGAGCAUGGCGGGCGUGGCCAGGCCACCAAGGAAAAAGGCCACAAGGCUACCAAGACCUUAGAGCUCACCAGGCUCCUUCCCUUGAAGUUCGUGAGGAUCUCCAUUCACAACCGCGAGAAACAACAGCUGCGCCUCAAGUUCGCCACCGGCCGCUCGUGCUACCUGCAGCUGUGCCCUGCUCUGGACACACGGGAAGACCUCUUCACCUACUGGGAAAAGCUCGUGUACCUCCUGCGACCACCAGUGGACAGCAACAGCAGUACCUACGCCCUCCCAGCGGACAUGCUUUGCAUGCCUGUGUUUGAGGAAGAGGACGAGAGGAGCCCAGCAGGGGCGGAUUUCCAAGGAAAGGGCCAUCAGGAUCAGGUCAGCAUCAGGAGCCUCCACGUGGUCUCCGAGGUGGCCGGGGCCACCUCUGCAGCUUUUGCAGGUGGGGAGGGGACCCGUCAGGCCUCCCACAAACCCGAUGCAGCCGCCGCCACCCCAAAACCUGCAGAGCUCCACAGGGAGUCGGCGGCAGAGCCACACGUAGAGCUGGCGGCGGCCGUGGCAGCGCGGGAGGCGGCGGGGGCGGCAGCGGUGGUGACAGGAGGGACGGCCGUGGGGUUCGCAGCAGGGAUCGCAGCGGACACCGCGGCAGGCGCUUUGAGCGUGGCCUUGACCAAGUCAGCCGCCCCGGAUCGGCUAGGCGCGGCCGUAGCAGGUGCAGCCACCGCGGGGCCGGGAGGAAGCAGGACCAACCUAGCCAUUGCGGGCACCGCCAACCUCUCCCCGGAGAGCAGGAACCUGGCCUUGGCAGGUGCCGCGAAGAUCCCCGGGUUUGCUUCCGGCUCGUCGACCGGCCUCUCCCAGCGGGCCCGCAGGACCCCGACCUUCGCAGGGACAGAGGGCGCCCGCAAGACUGUGGCGGGAAACGUGGAGAGAGCGCUCCUCUCCGACGCGCAGAGCGGAGGCGCGGAGGGUGAGCAGGCGGGAAGGCAGCCGCGCCAGGGCCGGAGGGAGCGCAGGGACAAGGAGCGAACCUUUCGGGGCUCCCGUCACCGCAGGGCAGCCGACACGCGCCACGAGGCCGGGGGGGACAAGAUCAACCGGAAAGCCUCCGGGCGGUCCUUAGCCGGCCACAGAGCCGCGAGGGAGGACAAGGACAAGGCCCGCGGCAGCCCGGGGGGCGGGAGGCUAGCCCCCCACAAAGGCAUCGGCCACGCGCCCAUCCCCAAGGAGUCCAGGGCCUCCCACAAAUCGGGGCGGAGCUUAUCCACCGCCAGCUCGGGGUUAGCCACCAAGAGGCUGGGCAGGAUCGGGUUGUUCCUGAGGAACGUCAAAGCCAACCUUACUACCAGGACCACGGGCUCCCUACGCGGCAGAGACGUGGGCGUGCUGCCUAAGGCGGUGGACAGGAGCGGGCUGGAAGCCAUCGAGGCCUCGAACUGCCAGGGCCUGGAGAGCGCGGGGACAGGGACAUCUGACAUUAUGGAGACAGUGACCUUCGAAGCCCCUUAGUAGGGCUUUCCUCACAGCAGUUUAAAUAAAGAACCAUAUAAUCUGAGAAUGGCAUGCUGUGUUCUGUCUGAAUUUCUAGGUCCUGCAGCCCAGUAGUGACCUCACACUACUGUGAGGUCGGCAGGGGUCGGGUCUGAGACCCUGGGGUGGGGUCAAGGGCAGCCCCCACCUCACACUGCUGCUCAGAGCCAAAGGAGUGCUUCACCUUGCCUCAAGGCCCAUCUGGCUUGUUCCUGAGGGCCAUGGCUGAAAGUCAAACUAUGGCCUGGAAAGCUGUUCCUUUUCUUCCACCCUUUCUCUAUAAACAGCCCUUCCCCCUUGCAGGUCCAUAGACCCAGCAAGACCAGGACUCCCCUACCCUCAGGCCAGUCAGUGGAGGGAACAGGGUAGAGCCGCAAACGGUCUCCAGGGUCUAUUCCAAUUCCAAGGGAGGAAUUGGUUCUAAGACGGUGAGAAUGUUAGCAAGACACUGUGCCCACAGCCCAAAUUCCCAUCAACACAAUUGAGAGUACAGUAGGAUAUGUACAGAGAUAGACAUACAGCAGUGAAAAUGAAGGGCAGCUACACACCUUGGCUCCACGCGUUGGCAGAGGGAAAAACCUAUUCUGUGAUUAUAGCCUAUACCACUUACAGAACAGUUCAAAACCAAGAUCAAAAACUAAGAUCAAAAGUACAUGUUUGAAACCGUAGAUACAAAAUUCAUGGGGGAAGCCAAGAGGGGAUCACGAGAUAGAAGCACUGAGGCUCAGAAAAGUUGGAACUUUUGUAGAACAGUGAUCCAUCAGCCCACCCCCGACCCCACUUCUGUAUGCAAAGCAUUCUCAACGCUAUGUUCCAAAACACUCUGCACCAAACGGACUGGAUUAAGGGGAGGGAGGGAUGAGAGCUGGGGAGACUCCUGACUGUGACCCGGUUUUGGGAUUUCUGUGAGCUCACAGUCCUCAGCUGGCCUUAUCUUCAGAGUGUCCAGACCACCUUCGAGCUGUGUCCCCAACCUCUGCAUGACCUCCUGCCUGGGAUUCAGGGGACCAGUCCCUGCUGGGGCUGCCUCUCCCUACGACCCAUUCCUCUGGCAGCCACUAAUCAAAUGUUGGCAUGGAGAAACCAUCCUGAGCUCGGUUUUCAAAAGUUUAAAAGCGUUUCUCCUUGCCAAAUCUCUCCUUCUGGGGUUCAGAACACAAAUCCUUAAACCUCACGUGAGGGAGGUUAUUUGUUAGGUCCAAGCAACACAGAUGCUCUGACUUUUGCAGCCCUCCUUGGGGGGAGGGGAGGGGUCUCUUCUGUUGGUUAAGGGAAUGGUGGCCAUGGGGCGGGGCCUGGGGCACGGGUGAGGAAGGAAGACAGCCAGAGACCUACACACAUCCACCGUUUCCUCCAGCGAAACAAGGUUCACAACCCCAGGAUGGAGAAUUAUUGGAGUGAGUCAAGUCAUUCUUAAAGAAUGGAACAUGCCCGGUGAGGAAAACAACCUAGAAUCAUUAACCCAGAGCCUCGGAGAAGACUGGGAGCUGCAGGGGGACAGAAUUAAUGGUUUACUAUUAACCAGCUUUCCCCUGGAUUCAAGGUGGGGAAAUUGCAAAAAGACCGCAUCACAUUCUUUUGAUCCCGUGAUUCCACCCAGGCAAGUGCAGGUAAACACUGGUCUGGAAGAACUGGAAGAAGAAAAUGCAAUAAAGACAUCUGCAUAGAACUUA